AUGUCUUCUCCAAGUUUGGGCUGGGAACGAUUGCAGACUGUUUUUUACCGCAGUCGCCCGCUCUUUGCCCUGAAAUGGGAGGAUGUAAACCUGAAAGAUAGCAUGGUGGCAAUUGGGCCCUAUGCUGCUGCAAUUGCUGUGUUUCCACAUACGAUGGGAACAGCGAUAGAGAUCUACUCGGGAUCUGGAUCUCCACUCGCCUCCAUUCCCUGGAACACAAAAGCUGGCAACAUUGCCAGUUUUGGAUGGACAGGGCGGUGCGAGCUAGUGGUGGUUUUACGCCACGGGAAGUACCGUGUGUAUACAGAUUAUGACGGAGAGUUUGAAGAGUACGAUAUAGGAUCUGAGGUUAUCGAUGUCCGGUUUUGGAAUAAUGGGCUUGUCGUGCGCACAAUUGACGGGUUCAAGAGCUUUGCUUAUGGCAACGAUGUUGUAAACGAGUUCCCAAUCGUGGAAGGAUCCAUUGUUGGAUGGGCUAUCAUCCCUCCUGUCUACCACACUCCGCUGAAACUUGUUAUUUCCACUCAGGAUGGGGUUCUGCUGAUAGACCAGCGCAUAAAGGACACCAAGCAGAACGAACAGGGACCGUACAGCCUGAUCUCUGCCUCACCAAAUGGAGACUUUGUGGCACUGUACGGCGAUGGGAGUGUGUUGAUCGUGACAAGCGACUUCACAACCACCUUAAACGUGUUUAGAUGCGAGUCAAGCGUGCCAUUGCAGCUUGAAUGGUGCGGAAACGAUGCUGUGGUGGUAAGCUAUGAAGACGAGAUGCUGCUGAUAGGGCCGUCCGACGAGUCCAUCACCUUCUAUCUAGACUCGCCCGCGAUCGUGCGGCCUGAGGUGGACGGAUUUCUGUAUCUUGACAAUUCCAAUCUGCAAUUUGUCUCCCGAGUCAGCAACUACACAGUCGAGACGUUCAGGAUUGGCUCUACUUCGGCAAGUGCGAUUUUGCUGGAUGCCAUCGAACAGAUCGACCAGCGGUCGCCAAAAGCCAACGAAAACCUGGAAAUCAUAGCGGACAAUCUUGCUGACGCGGUCGACCACUGCAUCCGAGCCGCCUCCGAAGAGUUUGAUCCGUACUGGCAAAAGAAACUUCUGCGAGCAGCUACCUUUGGUAAAACCACUUUAGACAUGUACAACUCCGACGAAUUUGUCGAGACGUGCAACAACCUGCGAAUACUCAACAUUAUCAGACAACCGGAAAUCGGAAUAUUCCUCACAUACAACCAAUUUAUAGAGCUGGGGCUGGAUAGACUGAUAGAUCUGCUUCUUUUGCGCAAAUUACAUUAUCUCUGUCUGAAAAUAGCAGAUUUCAUGAGCUUACCUAAAGACAACAUCUACAUCAACUGGGCGUGUGCCAAGAUCCGCAAAUCAGACCUUAAUAAUGACGAGCUGCUGCAGGAAUUACUCAAAAGACUUCAGGACAAGACUGUUUCUUUCGCACAGAUCGCACAAGCUGCCUACGUCGAAGGCCGUGCAGACCUGGCUACAAAGCUGCUGAGUUUGGAGAAGGAUGUCAGUCUGGCAGUGCCGAUGCUGCUGGAAAUGGACCAGGAUAGCUAUGCGCUCAACAAGGCAGAAGAAAGCAUGGACACAGACUCUAUUCUGUACAUCCUUGUGACCUUGCUAAAUAAGGUUUCAGUGCCCGACUUGCUGAAAAUGCUCAACAGGAAAAAGAAUGCUUCGGGACUUUUCAUUACCCAGCUGGCAUCGCGGGAUCUGCAGCUGUUGAACGACUACUAUUACAAGGAAGACUCGAUAUUUGGAUUGACAAUGGUGAAUCUGCAGAAACUCGCACAGGAAACCGAAAUUGACAGGCAAAAACAGCUGUUGAACAAAGCUUCUCAGACACUGCAGAGAUCGAAGUACAUGAAAACAGAGUCCAAGUGGCUCAAAGACGAGGCUAAAAACCUUGAAAUUAUAGGCCCUAUAGAGUCGGGGCUUAACACCAAGACGUCUUCGCAUUUAGAGCUCUUGGAAAUGCUACUCAAGGCCGAUUUUAAGAAAGCAGUAAAACUACAAAAAGAUCUCAAAAUAUCAGACAAACAGUUCUACUACAAAGUGCUCAAGACAUACAUCCAGCUUCCAGAAAAAAGACGCGAGCUAUAUGACUUUGCCACACAAAAGCAGUCACCUAUAGGCUACGAACCAUUUUACACAGAGUCAUUGAAAGUCGGCGACAAACGACACGCGUCGCUGUAUUUAGGCCAUUGUACAAACAUGCCGUACAAAACCAAAAUCAAAUGUUAUCUUAGCUGUGAUGACCACAAAGGUGCGAUCGAAGAAGCUUUCAAGCGGAAGGAUGCUGAUAUGAUCAGGCUUAUCAAAGAUUUGGCAGGCAACACAGUGCAUAUCCAUCUGGCAGAUGACUACAUCGAACGUCUAACUGGAAGACGCUGA
Messenger RNA from Ogataea parapolymorpha DL-1, 2400 nucleotides. RefSeq names its product Subunit of the vacuole fusion and protein sorting HOPS complex and the CORVET tethering complex. The transcript has a single exon. Gene Ontology annotation, molecular function: actin binding. The record is from RefSeq and is a predicted model, not a curated record. Gene Ontology annotation, cellular component: HOPS complex; lysosomal membrane; cytoplasm. NCBI's taxonomy places the organism in Eukaryota, Fungi, Ascomycota, Pichiomycetes, Pichiales, Pichiaceae. The coding region runs from base 1 to 2400 and encodes 799 amino acids. Gene Ontology annotation, biological process: intracellular protein transport; vacuole fusion, non-autophagic; endosomal transport.